Messenger RNA from Paramecium primaurelia, 413 nucleotides. NCBI's taxonomy places the organism in Eukaryota, Ciliophora, Oligohymenophorea, Peniculida, Parameciidae. The record is from the annotation of a GenBank genome assembly.
AUGUUGGGGAAAAUACCAAGUUUAUGGAGUAAUUAUUAUGAAAACACAGAUGGCCUAAUAUUUAUAAUUGAUUCUUCAAAUAAAGAGUAGUUAUAUUAAGUCAAAGAGCAAUAAGUAUAGCUGAAUAAAGACAUAGAAUACAUGAAUGUAUUGCUAAUUAAAUGAUAUAGGUAGUAAUUCUGAUCAUUUUUACAAAGCAAGAUUUAUUACAUCUUGAUAAUUAAGUCUUAAUCUAAGAAUGUGGAGUAGUUGGAUAUUUAGAAUAAGAUACUGUAUUCUAAAUGUGUAGUGUCAAAACUGGUGAAGGUAUUCAAGAAGGGAUUUAAAAAUUAAUAAACAUAAUGAAAAAAUAAUAAAAGCCAAACAUUCCAUUACAUACCAUUUAAUAACAUUAAAGAAAGAUAUUAGUAUGA